Molecule: messenger RNA, 5149 nt
Organism: Molossus molossus (Pallas's mastiff bat)
Lineage: Eukaryota; Metazoa; Chordata; Mammalia; Chiroptera; Molossidae
Gene: SH3D19
Product: SH3 domain containing 19
Exons: 21
Coding region: 70-3270 (1066 amino acids)
Molecular function (GO): protein binding
Source: RefSeq, a predicted model, not a curated record
CCCCGAGGGUGCUGGCGUGGGGGCACCUGGUGCUCGUCCAUCCCGUGUCUGCGCCGCCGCGCCUCGCUCAUGGCUGAGGGCCGGCGGUGGGAGGAGGAAGAGGAAGAGCUGCGGGAGCUGGGGCGCCGGGCCCGGGGCCGUGCGCUCUCGGGCCACUCGGCAGCAGAUCGCAACGAACGAAAUAAACCAGAGCAUCGUUCUUCAAGCCAAGGACCCUUGUCAUCCAUUAGAGCGGUAAUCAAGAGAUCUUCUCGGACUUCUAUUCAGAGUGAGCUUCAUCGAGAUAGGAGGCGCCCGGAGAUCACCAUUGUGGCAGCUGAGCCACUGAGGCCAGCCUCAUGGUUUCCAGGAGCCCCACCCCCAGCACUAGGAUUUCCCCCGUCCUCUGCAGCAGGCCCUUGGAGGCCCGGUGAGCUGGUUCCUGCUGAGCUCCCACCAUCUUAUGAACAAGUCAUAAAAGAAAUCAACCAAGUUCAAGUUAAUACGACAAAUAAUAAUAAUGCUGCUGCUUCUCCCAGGCACACUAUUACUUCUGCAACUCAGACGGACUUUUCAGAAGACAUAGACAACCAUCUGCCUCAAACAUUACAGGCACCUCUCAAACCUCUACAGCCUUCCCCAGGGGUCUCAGCCAGUGAUCUUCCCACAAAUGUGGCACCUUUAAUUGUCUUUGACAUUUCUGAGGAACAGAAUUGUCCAGAAAACUCUAAUGCUACAAGAUGUCCAGUGCCAAGACCAAGAUCAAAAGGCAACCUCAGACCAGUAGCCAGAAAUACUCACAGUAAAGAGCAGAAUCAUCAGAAAAUCAACCCAGCAGCCACAGAAGAGGAGUCACCCCCAAGCAGAACCCAGUGUCUGUUGGAUAAUACCAACGACUUCGAUAGUCAGACAGUGAUGAACAUCAUGAACACAGAACGAAGCCAAAAUAGUAUUGUUUCAAGGGUCAAAGCAUUUGAUAGUCAGACAAAUACAGAAACCUCUGCACUGCCCAAGAAACCAGAGAUCGCUCCUCGAGCACUCCCCCCACGGCCUGCUGUUCCCUCGGGGAAGCCCUCUGUGGCUCCCAAACCAGCUGCUAACAGAGCUCCUGGAGAAUUGGACUCCUGGAAUGAAAACAGACGUAAGGGGGCCGCUGGAGAAGGGCUUACCCCGCACUCUCUACCACAAGAAGUGGGGAGCAUCUCCGUAACCAAACCUGAAUUGCCAAAGAAACCAAACCCUGGCUUUACACGGAGUGUUAAUCAUGAGAUUCUGGGAGGAGAGCCCGUGGUGGAGAGCCCUGAUGGCGGGAAGAGAGUCCCGACUCCUGCUCCUCGACCUCUGCUGCUGAAGAAAUCCGUUUCCUCGGAAAACCCCACCUGCCCUGCAGCUUUGCUAAAACCAGUCACCAUUCCUCCCCGACUCUCAGUGGCAUCACAAGCCAAAGCAUUCAGGUCACUGGGCGAAGGGCCCUCAACCAACCCCCCAGUCCCAGGUCUGCAAAGCAAGCCUCUUGGGGACAUUGACCUCAUCAGCUUUGAUGAUGAUAUCUUACCCACCCCAUUUGGGAACAUGGUUGAAGACUCUGUUGGUUCGGAGAUGGUUCUGGAUCCCUUUCAGCUCCCCACAAAAACAGAACCAACAAAAGAACAAGCAGUUCAACCAGCACUCACCAGGAAGCCCACUGUGAUUCGAAUUCCAGCCAAACCAGGAAAAUGUUUACAUGAGGAUCCACAAAACCCACCUCCUCUCCCUACUGAAAAGCCUAUUGGAAACACUUACAGUACAGUAUCUGGAAAACCCAGUAAUGUUGACAGAACUAGAAACUUGGAAUCUGACCAGGCUGGUCAAACAGGAGGUUCUGUGAGAGGACCCCCAAGGCUACCACCAAGACCUGCAAAUGGAAAAGUCAUACCAGCUCGACAACCUCCUCACAAGGGGGCCCCUGAAAGACCACCUCCCCCAAGACUUUCUGCAACCAGAACAUCAAAUAAAAAACUGCCUUUUAAUCGGUCUUCUUCUGACAUGGAUCUUCAGAAAAAACAAAAUAACUUGGCAUCCAGACUCUCCAAAGCCAAGAGUCAAGUUUUUAAAAGUCAAGAUCCGGUGCUACCCCCUCGCCCUAAACCAGGACACCCUCUCUACAGAAAAUACAUGCUGUCGGUGCCUCAUGCAAUUGCCAAUGAAGACAUUGUCUCCCAAAACCCCGGAGAACUCUCUUGUAAGCGUGGGGACGUACUUGUGAUGCUGAAGCAGGCAGAAAAUAAUUACUUGGAAUGCCAAAAGGGAGAAGACACUGGCAGAGUUCACCUGUCUCAGAUGAAGAUUAUCACCCCACUUGAUGAACAUCUUAGGAGCAGACCAAACGAUCCAAGCCUUCCUCAGAAGCCUGUUGACGGCAGGACUCCUCAUGCUAUUGUUCUUCAUGAUUUUCCAGCCGAGCAAGUUGAUGAUUUGAAUCUCACUUCUGGAGAAAUUGUUUAUCUUCUGGAAAAAAUAGAUACAGAUUGGUACAGAGGGAAAUGUAGAAACCAGACUGGGGUAUUUCCUGCCAACUAUGUCAAAGUAAUUAUGGAUGUUCCAGAAGGAGGAAAUGGGAAAAGAGAAUCAGUUUCAUCUCAUUGUGUUAAUAAAGGUCCAAGAUGUGUUGCUCGGUUUGAAUACUUUGGAGACCAGAAGGACGAGUUAACUUUCUUGGAGGGAGAAACUAUUGUUCUUAAAGAAUAUGUGAAUGAAGAGUGGGCCAGAGGAGAACUACGGGGCAGAACUGGGAUUUUCCCCCUUAACUUUGUGGAACUCGUUGAGGAUCAUCCCACCUCUGGUACAAAUGUUUUAAGUACAAAGGUACCACCGAAGACCAAUAAAGAAGAUUCUGGAGCAAAUUCUCAGGAUAGCAGUCUUUCUGGAGAAUGGUGUGAAGCUCUUCACAGUUUUAUGGCAGAAACCAGUGAUGACUUACCCUUCAGGAGAGGAGAGCGAAUCCUGAUCCUUGAGCGUCUGGACUCCGACUGGUACAAGGGCAGACUUCGAGACAGGGAGGGGAUCUUCCCAGCAGUCUUUGUCCGGCCCUGCCCAGCUGACGGGAAAAGUAUGUCUCCUAUAGCACUGAAGGGGAGGAAGGCCAAAGCCUUGUAUGAUUUCCACGGGGAGAAUGAAGAUGAGCUUUCCUUCAAGGCUGGAGAUAUAAUAACAGAGCUGGAAUCUGUAGAUGAUGACUGGAUGAGCGGAGAACUCAUGGGAAAAUCUGGAAUAUUUCCCAAAACCUAUGUUCAGGUUUUACAAGUCAGCUAAAGGUGAAGCUUGACUGUGUUCCUUGGCACAAGAACUCACUUGAACUAUCACUUCGACUAUCAGAUAUGGUUUUUUUGCACUAUUUUUUUUAAACUGAAAGAACUAUGUAUGCUGUACAUGGUACACUAGAAUUUUCUGAAAGCAGAAAAUAUCUAGAUUUCAUAGUUAGCUUUUACUCACAGUAGAAACGUGCAAGUGAAAACCCAUGAGCGAGUGUUCUACCAAGGAAAAUAUCAGACAGGAUUAGCAAAGAGAUAAACACUUCCCCAGGGAAAGCGCCUGGUGACGCGCGGCACAGGGAGGCGGACAAGCAAAAGUUGUGUUUGGACAUCUAUUUUCAUCAGCAAAAGUCAACUAUGCUUCAUUUUUUACUUUCGUUUAAAAAGUGGACAUUCAGUAUUCUACAUGCUGUAACUAUCAGGACAUGGUUGGUAAUCUAAAUUUCAUUUUUCAUAUUCAAAUUAAUUCUAAUAGCUCGAGUGCAUUAUGCUUAUUACCAGGGCAAAUCCCUGCUUCAGGAGAGGGUAGUUUAUUGAUUAGUUCAAGCUUGUGUAAGAAUGUGGUAAAUCAGUUCAUGCUCACCAAAUACUUCUUGUGUUAAUAAGUGUUUCCUCUUUGUCCAAGGAUUUGUAGGGGGUUAAAAUUUGAUGGAUCUUAGUCAAAAGAACCAAAAUCAUCCUGAGAUGCCUUGCUAAUAUGACUAACCCUUCCACAUACCUGCCUUCCACAUACCUGCCAUACUUACUUCUCUCCUCCAUUUAUACUUUAUACAGGGUUGUUAUAAAGCACAUUUUCUGAAUCUGCAAUCAUUCUUUUGACAAUUACUGGUACCCAAAGAAAAAUUCAUUUUCUUUGUGUUACCCCAGUAAUAUAUAAAAGCUGUGUCUUGUUAUAGUGGUACAUUAUGAAUCACAUAUAUCUCAGAAUACAGAGCAAGUAUUAAGAUGGAAAACAAUGCCAAACCUCCACAGCUCAUUUCUUCCCAAAAUAAUCAGAAUGAAAAAGAAUUUAAGAAGACUGAAGGCUGAUACUCUUUUGGGGUUUUUUCCCAACUCAUCCCUUCACAAUUAUUAGAGUAAAUAAAAAACCACUUCCCUGUUAUAUCCUUUGUUAUGCAUGCCAGGCUUAAGAUAAAAGCAGUUCUUUAUAGGACUGAAUCAAUUCCAGUUUAUGGGCUAAAGCCAAAUAGGUUGAAGACAAUCUUCCAAAUAGAUCAAUGGAAUAGAAUUUCAUUAGAAAUGUAAAACACUUUCUCAAUAAUGUUCAUGACUUUCUUCGAUUUUUAAGAAGAGUUUCAUAUACUGGGCCACUUUUUAGCUUUUGUUAUUGUUUCCCAUUGUCCAAAAAGUUAGGUAACCAAGGGUCAGACCAUUAUGUGAACAUGAGAUGGGAGUUGUAUAAGAAAAGAGUUAUUUACUUCGUCUUUGAUUAGAGGUCAUCUGCCAGCUAUAUGGUUAUAAUUGAUUGAUACGGGGUUGUUUUUUCCUACAUGUUUUGGGCAAAGAAGACAGUAUAAAGAAAACUCUUGUCAAAUUUUACUCGAGUAAUUUCAUGAGAAAUGGAUGACUCAAAGCAUUAUCCAAGUUAAAUUCCCAUUGCAGUAAGCUGUAUAAUAGGAAGUAGGAUGUGUGUCUGAAAAAGGACAUGAGGUAUAUUUCUUUGCCUGUGUAAUUUUAACAUCUUAUAUUAAAGAUCAUGAAAACUUAGCUUUAUUGGAGAAAAAUAUCCUCUUAAAUUUUGGGCUUCUGUCAGCAGAAUGAUAAGUGCAAUAGUUGUAAAUCUACUUGACAUUAUAAUAAACUGAACCCAACUUUUCAAGGUCCUUUUCUCAUACUAGACUAAGUUUUUUGAGAAUAGAGAUGGUAUCUUCUCUUUAUAA